Salvelinus fontinalis (brook trout) is the source of this 4835-nucleotide messenger RNA. RefSeq names its product serine/arginine repetitive matrix protein 2-like. The record is from RefSeq and is a predicted model, not a curated record. The transcript has 14 exons. The coding region runs from base 219 to 4232 and encodes 1337 amino acids. NCBI's taxonomy places the organism in Eukaryota, Metazoa, Chordata, Actinopteri, Salmoniformes, Salmonidae.
AUGUAGUUUAGAUGCGGAGUCUGUGGUCGCCAUCAUCACGCGUGGUUUUCCCCCGAUGUUCAACCAGUGACGAUUUCCGCAGGCAUUAGGUGUUUGUUUUACGAAGAAGUACUUGAAGUAGAUUUGCUUUUGUUUCGAUUGUCGUUUUAUUUAAUUUUUUUGCCAGUGUAUUUGCUUACAUUCAUCGUCUCCGUUCGCGGGGAACUCAGAGAGGAGCCAUGUACAACGGCAUUGGCCUGACCACGCCACGAGGCAGCGGCACCAACGGCUAUGUGCAGCGCAACCUGUCGAGCGUGCGGGCAAAGCGUCCACGGGACGAGCGUGGCGGCGAGCGGGACGAGAAGGACCGUGAGAGGCUGGAGAGCCAGCUGAACCGUCAGCCCAACGCCGAGAUCCUGGAACACCAGAGAAAGAGGCAACUGGAGGUCAAGUGUGCAGAGCUGCAGGACAUGAUGGAAGAGCAGGGGUAUUCCGCUGAGGAGAUUGAAGAGAAGGUGAACAGCUUCCGCAUGAUGCUGCAGGAGAAGCAGGAGCCACCUUCGGCCCCCACCGAGAGAACAUCGGCGACAGAGACUCACGCCCUGGCUGCAGCCAAUCAGCAGAAGAACGACCGGCUGAAGGCGGCGUUCGGCAUCGCCACGGACUAUGUAGAUGGCUCCUCCUUCCAUCCGGAGCGCAAGGAGCGAGAGAAGGAGAAGAGGGAGCAGGAGAAGCUGGAGAGGGAGAAGCAACAGCAGCAGAAAUAUGCGCUGGUAGAAGAGUCAGAGGACUCGGACUCCCCAGCCCGAAAACAGAGCCGCAAGAAGAAAAGGAAGAAAAACAAGAACAGAGACAGCUCAGAGAGCCCCUCUCCUAGACGGGUGAAAAAAACUAAAAAGAAGAAAAAGAAAAGGGACGGGUCGGAAGAAAAGGAUGACAAAGAUAGCUCCUCAGACGAGAACCAGGCGUCUAAGAAAAAACGCAAGAGAAGUGAAAAUGAGACUCUGCCCCAGAGUAAGACACGGCGCCAUAGGAGUGGGUCCUCCAGCUCUGCUCACAGCCAAUCCCCUGCCCCGCUGAGAGAGAGGCAGAAGAACCAGCCUGUCAAGAGAGCAGAGGGGAGAAAGGGGCCAUCUCCAGACAGGAGGGAGCGUGGUCGCGAGGACGGGAGUCCACAGCGUUCGGGAGGCAGAGCGAGAUCUCCCAGGUAUCCCAGCUCCCCUGAACGCCGACCGAGGGCAGACAAGGAACGGGAGAAGGAGCGACUGAAGGACAAAGAGAAAGAAAGAGAGGAGCGUGAGAAAGUGAAGCCUACCAGAACAAGACACGACUCUUCUUCCCCCUCUCCUCCUCGACUGGAACGAGAGAAAGCCAGGCGCUCCAGAAGUGGAGAGAGGGAUAGAGGAAAGGAGAGAACAAUGCUGCAGAGGAGCAGACACGACUCUUCUUCAUCCCCCUCUCCACCCCCGAAACAACUGGACACCAGGAAACAGAGGAGCGGAAAGAAGGACAAACCACAAAGACGAGACUCCUCCUUGUCUCCAUCUCCAGAAACAGAGGGAGCAAGGAGAGGAAGGAGUGGAGAAGGGGAGCGAGGUAAGGAAAGAAAUGCCCGAGCCCCAGCUGACAGAGAGAGGGGGAGAGGGAGUGAGAAAGAAGGAUCUCCCCCUAGUCGGAAAAGUGAUGGCGGGAGAGGUAGAAACUCAUCCCGCGACUCCACAUCCCCUGUCCCUCAGUCACCUCUCAUCAACGGACGACAGAAAGAAAGGGAGCACGAGGGAAGGAGAGGGAAAGAGGGGAAACCGGAGGAGAGGGGGAAAGAGGGGAAACCGGAGGAGAGGGGGAAAGAGAGGAAACCGGAGGAGAGGGGGAAAGAGAGGAAACCGGAGGAGAGGGGGAAAGAGAGGAAACCGGAGGAGAGGGGGAAAGAGAGGAAACCGGAGGAGAGGGGGAAAGAGAGGAAACCGGAGGAGAGGGGGAAAGAGAGGAAACCGGAGGAGAGGGGGAAAGAGAGGGAGAGGGAAUUAAGCAGAGAGAGGGAGAAACAAGAGGAGCAGAGGAAGCGGGAGAGCGAAAGGGAAAAAGAGAGGGAGCGAAACCGAGAUGGAGGGAGAGAGCGCGAGAGGUCCGGCAGACUGUCUUCUACCCAACAACAUCCGUCUAGAAUUUUGUCUGAAGACCUCCGCGCGGAGCGACAGGGUGAGGGGGAGAGGAGGGAGAGGGAGAAAAAAAGACACGCGGAGGAGGACAACAGGCGGGAGAACAGAGACCGAAGCCUGCCGGAAAAGGAGCGAGAGAAGGAGUUGGAGAGGGCAAAGGAAAGAGAGAAGGAGAAACCAAAAGCGAAGGAGAGCAGCAGUAGCAGCGGGAGUGACAGCGACAGCUCUUCCUCAUCCUCUGACUCAUCAUCAUCAUCCUCCUCUUCUUCCUCAUCCUCCGAGGGAGAGAAGAAAAAGGGAACAGUGGUGAAGAGCGGCCCAGUGAUAAAAGCCCCCCCCGCUCUCAUCUCCCCUCCCGCUGUAGGUGCUGCCUUCCAGAGGUAUCUGGCCAAUGGGGGCAGAGAGAGCGCUUCAGAGAGUGACGGACAGAGAGCUACCGGGAGAGAGAAGGAACGUGAGAGAACAGGAGGGGACAGGUCCAUGCUCUCUGAAAGGGAAAACCCGCCCCCUGCUCCCCAAAAGGCACCUGUCUCCCAACUCCCCUCUGCUGCAGAGCGCUACCCCCCCACAGACAGAGAGAAGGAGCGAGGGAAGGGACAGGAGAGGUACAGCCCCACCGAGGUAGAGAGCUCCAGCCCUCCACCCUCUCCUCCCAGAAGAGGAGCCCCCCAAGGCGGAGGCGAGAGGUACUCCCCCACUGAAGUGGAAAGAGAGAAGGAGAGAGAGGGAGGGGUGAAGAGCCAGGCCAGGAGGGCAGAGAGGUACAGCCCCUCUGAGCAGGAGAGAGAGUGGGAGAGGAGGGCGCCCUCCCCAAAAGCCCCCGCAGCAGCAGUUGUCCCGCGGCCCUCCCCCCCUCGCCGCACCCCCCCACGGCAGUACCAGGACCCCCCCACUUGCUCCCCCAGCCCCCGACGACAAGCCGCCACCCGGAGAGCCUCCCCUCCUUCCCGCUCCCCGACUCGCCACUACGCCCCACGGCGGAGCCGCAGCCGGGAGCUAGAGCACAACCGAGAGAGGCAGAGAGCGAGGGAUAGAGGGAGAGAUCGUUCCAGAGACAGAGGAGCCAGGAGGAGCAGGUCGAGGAGUCCCAGAAGACGCAGUCCCUUCUACAGGUCCCGGCGAUCCCCCUCUCCCGUUCGACAAAGGAGAAGCAGCCACUCGCUAUCCAGAGAAAGGCAGAGACACCAGGAGAGAGAGAAGAAUAGAGAGCUGGAGAGAGCGAGGGAAAAAGAGCGGCAACGUGAAAAAGAGCAAGAGAGGCGAGAGCGCCAACCUCUUAAAGAGGUCCCCCCACCCCGUCGCUCUCCCUCUUCCUCUUCUGGUUCUUCUUCUUCCUCAUCCCCCUCUCCGGCCCGAGAGAGAAAGGAGCCGCCUGUAGAAAAGUUGAUGAAACCAACGGUAGAGAAAGACCGAAGAGGUGAUAGAGAGGAGCGAGAGAAAGGGGGAGACAGAGGAAGGAAGGCUUGUUCCAUCUCCUCACCGCUCCCCUCCAAGGAGACCAGUCCCCUUCCCAGCCAAUCAGAAAUCAGAGCCCACCCCAAAGAAACACGGCACUCUGACCCGCCCCGCUCCAGGUCGCCACAGGCCCUCAGCCAUUCAGAGACAAGAGUCUCUCUACGAGAUACCUCGAGGACCCAAUCACCUGCGGUGCUCCCCUCACGCGGCUCUGACCGACCAGUCAGGACUGAAAACGGUGUGAGCGAGAAGGGGGCCAAAGAGAAAAAGAAAGGAAAGAUGGGAAGCCCCAGCUCAUCAUCAUCAUCUUCUUCCUCCUCCUCGUCAUCUUCCUCUUCGUCUUCAUCAGACAGUUCUGACUCUGAUGCAGAGCACGGAGAAGCAGGUGCCAGGAUAGCGGCUGCCCAUAGCUCUUCCUCCUCCUCGUCCUCCUCAUCAUCCUCUUCUGAAAGCGAGAAGGAAGACAAGAAAAAGAGCCCGGCGCGACCUCACAGAGUGCCAGCUGAUUCGCUGAGAGACUCGCGCUCCCUCAGCUACUCUCCACCCAGACAGAGGCGACCUGCACAUUCCCCACCCACCCGCAGGAGUGGCAGCAGGCAGUCCCCAAGCCGAUCUCCAAGCAGUAGGAGAAGAAAAUGACCCUUCACUCUGAAAUGUAACUAACUUUUCCCCUCAAUCCUCAGAUUUUUCCUAAACACUUCUGGGCUGGUUUGAACUGGACUGUACCAUUGAAUAUUAUAGGGAGGGGGAAGUUAUGGACAUUUGAUCUGUGAAUGACUGAGUGAAUUAAGCGUUGUUGUUGAUUCUGUGGCAUGAGGAUAGCACCACAGGAAGAGAGAGGCAGAAUUUGAAACCCAACAGAGGCCAAGAAGUCUGCUUUUAGUCAAGGGUUUCUGUACAUUUUGUUUUAUGCUGUACUGUAAGGAAGAAAUGUAACUGUAAAUGGUAGGUGAGAGUCCAUGAUAGGAAAGUAACCUCUGCAGACCCAUACAGACUGGAGUGAAGCAUUCCAGAAUCAAAACACACACACACACACAGUCCUAUUAAAUUAUCUCACAACAACAAAGUAAUGUUCACUGCGCUUUUUCUGCCCCCUCUGUAUUUGUGCAUUCUACAUGUAGAUAUGACUCAUCUGUAUUUUGGUUAUCACCGAAUGGAAUACGUGCUGUUUCCAUAUAUGUUGACUAGAAACUGCAACUCUUGGUUUGUUUCUCUUUGUGAAAAUAAAAAGUUGUAUCUUCA